Messenger RNA from Asparagus officinalis (garden asparagus), 1274 nucleotides. Its product is annotated as probable aquaporin SIP2-1. The transcript has 4 exons. The record is from RefSeq and is a predicted model, not a curated record. Gene Ontology annotation, cellular component: membrane. NCBI's taxonomy places the organism in Eukaryota, Viridiplantae, Streptophyta, Magnoliopsida, Asparagales, Asparagaceae. The coding region runs from base 44 to 940 and encodes 298 amino acids. Gene Ontology annotation, molecular function: channel activity. Gene Ontology annotation, biological process: transmembrane transport.
CUUCCGUCGGUACUCACGCUUCACAAACAAUGCAGACUACAAAAUGACGAAAAAGCCCUCCAAAAACGACCCAAUUUUCCAGCUAACCCUCAUCGUCUCCGACGCCUUCGUCUCCUUCAUCUGGGUCUUCUCGGGAUCUCUCGUAAGAUUCGUUGCCUACAAGUUCUUAGGACUUGGGGCCCACAACCCCAUCGCCCUUAUCUUCAAAGGAUCUUUGGCUGUGAUUUAUUUGGUAUUUUUUGCUUGGAUACGAAAGAUUACGAGGGGAGCUUAUAAUCCUUUGAUGGUUCUUUGCUAUGGGAUUUCGGGGAGCUUUUCUGUGUUUCUUUUUACUGUGUUUGCGAGGAUUCCAGCUCAGGUUAUUGGAUCAAUUAUUGCUGUCUGGUUAAUCAUGUUCACCUUUCCUGAAGCAGCUCAUCCUCCGCACUUGAACGUAGAUAUUAACCGAGGAACUUUAACAGAGGGGUUGCUUGCAUUCACAAUUGUUACAGUUUCAUUAACACUUAAGAAGAAAAACCCCAAACAUUCUGCUACCAAAACAUGGAUAAAGAGCAUCUCUAAAGUCGUUCUUCAUUUACUCGGUUCUGAGAUUACUGGUGGAAUGAUGAACCCUGCUGCUGCAUUUGGGUGGGCUUAUUUUCAAGGGAAUUAUAAUACAAAGGAGCAUUUGUAUGUUUACUGGCUUGCACCCUUUGAAGCAACUCUGAUGGGAGUAUGGACAUGUAAUUUGUUUGUUAAGCCAAGAAAGCAGGAGCAAAAAUGGAAAGAAAGCUCAGAUUUAAAUCGGAUCGAGACCUUUGGUCUCUUGGAUGCUGAAGAAGUUAGAAAGGGGAAGAGCUCUUGUAGCCAGCUCUUUGGGCGCAUGGACAUGCACUUUUAUCUCACUCCAAGGGCAGUUGCAAGCGGUAACUAUAGGAAAAGAAGUAGAACACUGCAAUGAAGCAAAAGGGUAGCCCAGUGCACGAGUCUCCCACCAUUAUGGGCUCUAGAAAGGGUCCCCGCAUGCGAAAAGGCUAUUUCCAGGAUUUGAACUCAUGACCUCCAGGUCACAAGGCAACAACCUUACUGAUACGCCAAGGCUCACCCUCAACACUGUGUAAUGAAGCAAUUUUCCUCUAAUUUCUCCUCAACACUGUUUAAUGAAGCAAUUUUCCUCUCUCCGUAAAAUUUUUUAUGUACAUUAACUUGUAACAUAUAAGAGUGAUAUAUCCAGUUUCUGUAAUAGAAUUAGGCCAUCCCUAUUCAUUGCUCUACCUGAAGAGUUGAUUCAGUAA